Mercenaria mercenaria is the source of this 1562-nucleotide messenger RNA. RefSeq names its product alpha-amylase-like. The transcript is spliced from 7 exons. The record is from RefSeq and is a predicted model, not a curated record. The coding region runs from base 1 to 1494 and encodes 497 amino acids. Lineage: Eukaryota; Metazoa; Mollusca; Bivalvia; Venerida; Veneridae. Gene Ontology annotation, biological process: carbohydrate metabolic process. Gene Ontology annotation, molecular function: alpha-amylase activity; cation binding.
AUGUUGGGCAGCCCCUACAGUGAUUCGCAAUGCUCCCCCGGGCGAGACACAAUUGUUCACCUCUUCGAAUGGAAAUGGACGGAUAUAAAAGCUGAAUGCGAGCGAUUUUUAGGACCGUAUGGAUACUGCGGUGUUCAGAUUUCUCCUCCAAACGAGAACGCUAUAGUCACCAGCCCGAACCGCCCCUGGUAUGAACGCUAUCAGCCUACAAGUUAUAAUCUCGUCACAAGAAGCGGAAAUGAACAACAGUUUAAAGAUAUGGUAACUGCAUGUAACAAUGUUGGAGUCAGAAUCUACGUUGACGCAGUGAUAAACCACAUGACAAGAAGUUUGUCUGGCUAUGGAACAGGAGGAAAUUAUUUUAACAACGACAACUGUAGCUUCCCUGGCGUUCCAUAUGGGUGUCAAGAUUUCAAUGGACCAGAUAUGUGUCCAACAAGUGACGGGUUGAUUCAUCGUUAUGACAAGCCUAUAGAAGUUCGGAACUGCAAGCUACUCUAUUUGCCCGAUCUUCGUCUAUCCAAAGAUUAUGUUAGGGGUAAAAUUGUUGAAUUUAUGAAUAAGCUCAUUGACAUAGGAGUUGCUGGAUUCAGAGUUGAUGCAGCUAAACACAUGUGGCCUGGGGACCUGGAAAUUAUAUUUGGAAUGCUAAAUAACCUUAAAAGUGAAAUUUAUGGUACCAGAAAAAGACCCUUCAUUUUUCAAGAGGUAAUAGACUUGGGAGGCGAACCGAUAAAAAUGUCCGAAUAUUUCGGUACAGGUAGAGUUACUAACUUUAUAUAUGGCGUAAAACUAGCGAAUAUUUUCCUACGGCACUUGGACCAGGCAAAAUGGCUUGUUAACUGGGGUGAAGCAUGGGCUAUGCCCAGGUCUGAUGAUGUCGUCGUAUUCCUCAGUAACCAUGACAACCAAAGAGGUCACGGAGCUGGUGGAACACCGAUAACAUUCUUCAAUCAUAAGCAGUUGAAAACCGCCACUGCUUUUAUGUUGGCCCAUCCUUACGGAUUCCCGAGGAUUAUGAGUAGUUAUUGGUUCAGCAGUGACUCGGAGGGCCCUCCACACAACAGUAAUAUGAGUAUAAAAGAUGUCCUCGUCAACUCCGAUAUGACCUGUGGAAACGGAUGGGUAUGUGAGCACAGAUGGCGCCAAAUUUACAACAUGGUUGCCUUUAGAAAUGUUGUCGCAGGCACCUCGGUCGAUCAUUUCCAGUCAUACUGGGAUCAACAGAUCUCUUUCUCUAGAGGGAAGAAGGGGUUCAUCGCGAUUGUUGGUGACAAUAGUUCUUUGAAUCAGAACAUCUAUACGGGACUUCCGGCAGGCGAUUAUUGUGACGUCAUAUCCGGAAAUUACGAAAAUGGCGCCUGUACUGGCAAAGUUAUAAGUGUCGAUGGCAAUGGUAGAGCUUCUAUCAAUAUCUAUGGGACUUCAGACGAUCCCGUAAUUGCAAUUCAUACUGGUGCUAAAAUUGGCAGCCCAAAAGCAGUCACUGGUUAAGAAUAAAGAAGAAAUCUACAAUGCCGAACUGUUUGAUAUUCAUGUAUUUGAUACGCAAAAUAAACAUG